AUGUAUUUGUUGGACGGCAUGCUCAGCAAACACUUGCAGCCGAGCAUUGUCACCUUCGCCAACUUGGUGGGGGCUCACAGCCAUGCUCCGCUGGACCAGCUUGAAGGUGUGCUGUCUAGCAUGACACACAAAGGCGUCGGACCCAACCAGGUCUUCACAGAAGCCGUUUUGAGUGCUUUGUUUCCUGGUCGUUUCACGGCAGCCUGGACGGUGGAUGACAUCUGUACUCGGCUUAAAGGCGCAAGCAGGAACAGGCUCAGGGUGGCAAAGUCAGUUCUGAAAGACGCGCGGUCUCGAGGCGUCCGACUGACACAGCUCAGCUCCAUGGUUGAUCAGUGCCUGCAGCAGCUUACCAUCUGA
Molecule: messenger RNA, 360 nt
Organism: Symbiodinium necroappetens
Lineage: Eukaryota; Dinophyceae; Suessiales; Symbiodiniaceae
Source: the annotation of a GenBank genome assembly